This is a messenger RNA of Gigantopelta aegis, 3403 nucleotides long. Its product is annotated as N-acetylglutamate synthase, mitochondrial-like. The record is from RefSeq and is a predicted model, not a curated record. The transcript is spliced from 14 exons. Bases 241 to 1935 code for a protein of 564 amino acids. Gene Ontology annotation, biological process: L-arginine biosynthetic process. NCBI's taxonomy places the organism in Eukaryota, Metazoa, Mollusca, Gastropoda, Neomphalida, Peltospiridae. Gene Ontology annotation, molecular function: arginine binding; L-glutamate N-acetyltransferase activity, acting on acetyl-CoA as donor. Gene Ontology annotation, cellular component: mitochondrial matrix.
UCUGUUUCACCUGCUAGGUAUAAGCAAUAGACAGCUUUUUGCUUUUCACAGACCGCUAUUAUGAGCCCUGAUGUCAUAUUUGUAUUUUCAGAUUUUAUUGUUAUUUUAACAUUGCUGUAGGAGGAGAACUUGACAACUCAUUCUGACAGUAGUUAACCUGUACAGGUAGCAUCUAUAUAUAUAUAUAAUGUAUGUUUAUCUUUUUACAGAUUCUGUUGUCAUAGUAACCUAGUAAUCAACAUGUCUGUGACCGCGACAACGACCCUUGUUCACAGCGUGAAAUCACCACUGCUGGCUGCGCUGUGUUCGCAGUGUGUGGCUGGCGGGCAGCGCAAUAUCAACACGUUCUCCAAGAACUCAGCCAAACAGAUCACACAGUCAUGCAAAAUGGCACAGUCGUGCAAGCUUGUCAAGUCGACGAUGGACGCCAACAUGUGUAAAAUAUGUGGCUGUCUAGCGAAUCCACGGAAAUUUACAAACGGCUUCGACCCAAAGAUGAAUUCAGUCAUACGAUCCCAGAGUACCAGUGCUACGAGCGUGUCCCGACUGUCGUCGGCGGCGACGGGGGUCACGUGGGCUCAGCUGAUGACUGAGAUGUCUGGAGAUGGACUGACUGCGUCGCUCGACACGACCCCCGACCUCAAACGCUUCCUCAGCGAGGUGGGCACGGACCCCCGGGAGGCACGCUAUUGGCUCAAACAGUUCACCAACUUCGAGCAGCAGCGCCCAUUUGCCAUCGUUCAGGUCUACCCUGAAGUGUUUGCCAAGAAACAGCUGUUGGGACAGUUGACGUCUUGUCUGUCGUUCCUGCAGCGGAACAACAUGCGUCCUGUGGUUAUCCUAGGAAGUCCUAUCGUUACCGCGAUCAACUUCUCUGCCUCAGACCUGCAGCAACUGAAGGCACAGACGGUUCACGACAGUACAGUUCUAGCCAGUCUUCUGGAGGCAAAUCGGGUUUUGGCACGACCCCUCUUUAUUGGCACCAACGUCUUACGGGCGGAGAAGUUACCUGGAGAUACGUUUUGCGGUGAGCUGUGUGAUGUGAACACAGAACUCAUCAUGUGGUGCUUGCUGUCAAAACACAUUCCCAUCAUCCCGGCGUUCGGGGAGACCCCUAGUGGUCAGAUCCUGGCCGUUGACAUGUGGUCCGUCACCGAGAAGUUGUCAAGCGCCCUACAGCCACUCAAGGUCAUAAAAGUGAACACAUGUGGAGGAUUUGUCGAUGAAACUGGCUCGGUGAUUGCCAACAUCAAUCUACCGGCAGACCUGCAUGCUGCUGCAGAGAAACCUUGGUGUACGCCGGUUCUCAGAAAUAAAAUGGAGCGGAUCUACGGUUUGCUGUCUGUUCUCCCAUCGGAGAGUUCUGUCGUCAUCACGUCCGUAGACAAGAUGUUGAAGGAACUCUUCACUCACAGAGGUUCUGGAACGUUUUUCAAGAUCACGGAGCCGAUCUAUCAUUACUCCUCUUUCAACAAAGUAGAUCUUGUUCGACUCACUGACCUUAUUACCAAAGCGUUUGGCAAGGUGUUGGAUGAAGAUUACUUUCUAGAGAUAGAGAAUCAACUGCAUACCAUUUACCUCUCUAAAGAAUACAAUGCAGCCGCCAUCAUUCUGCAGGAUGACAGUGUGGGCGUGCCGUACUUGUGUAAAUUUGCCGUGUCGCUCAAGGCUCAAGGUGAAGGUACAGGAGAAAUGCUAUGGGAGACCAUUAGGAAAGACUUUCCACGUCUGUUCUGGCGGUCAAGGGGAGACAACCCAAUCAAUUCAUGGUAUUUCAAGAAAUGUGAAGGAAGCUGGAGUCAGCAGUACUGGACAGUGUUUUGGUACGGAGUCUCCGAACACAAACUGUCGUGUCUACUUAUCGACACAGCUGUCAAGAGGAAGGAAUCGUUAAUCAUCCCCACAAAAGCGUCCGUCACCUCCACUCAACAAUGAGAAACAGUGUGCAGCCUUUUGGUCAGAAGCUUUAAAAUAGUGCUACAGUGUUGUUAAAGAUGAAACCAUUACACCUUGUAGAUGUGUUUACAAAAUACCAAUGUCUGUACAAGUGUGUUUACAACACAAAGGAAACAAUUUUGGAACAUUUCAGUUUUCAAUUUUUAUUGACAACAAUUGCAGAUUAAUUUAAUAUUGAUUGAAUAGCAACGAUUAUUGAAUGUUUUACAACUCUGUAGUAAAUAUUGAAACUCGGGGAGCGAAAAUGGAUAAAAUGUUGCCUAAUAAUUAAAUAAUAUUUAUAAAAUGAUGGAGUACCUCCAAGAACUGAAAAUAUAUGUAAACUAUUUAUUUGUUUUGCCAAAAUAUUACAGAUAACACGUUUCAUUUUGCAUAACCCCAAUACUGAUCAGAUCUAUAGGAAUGAUGUGUGCAUUAUGUGUGUGCGUGUUUGGUGGGGUACAAUCCAGAUUUGUAUCUUUAUUUAAAUAUAGAGUAGGACAAAAAGUCCAUACGUUUUCACCCUUGUGGGGGCUGUCCCCCACCCAACUCUACACGUUAUAAUAUAUUUUGUGAAAAAUACAACACUAUCGAGAGGGUCAUGUGACUACUAAUUUUAGGGAGUGUAAAAAUCAACCUAGGUCGACCACAUGUUUCAGUUAGCCACCCUCAUGCCUGAACACUGUCUCGUGUUGCUGUUCUACGAGUGGCACACAUGCAACUUGCACAAUUGUUAUCAGUUAGCCACCCUCAUGCCUGAACACCGCCUCGUGUUGCUGUUAUACGCGUGGCACCAUGCAACUUGCACAGUUGUUAUCAGUUAGCCACCCUCAUGCCUGAACACUGCCUCGUGUUGCUGUUAUACGCGUGGCACUGUGCAACUUGCACAAUUGUUAUCAGUUAGUACUACAUGUACAUAUAGUACAUAUAACAGUAACUUCAAACAGGUGGAUUACUGAAAUACUACAGAGGUCAACCUACCUGAAAACAUAUUAGAAUUUUGUAGUAUUUUUUAAAGAGGAACUGUUUCCUAAACCAGACUACAAUAUUAAGCUGCAAUAACACGUACCGACAUGACAUGACAGAUGGUGUGGUGCCUUUAAUUUACAUUUUCACAUGCCUUCAAAUUAAAUUACUUUCACCAAUUGUAGACUGUGAUAAAAAUAGUCCCCUGCUUAUUGGUUACUAAUAAAGGCAUUUAUCCUAUAGCAUACCCAUAAUAUCCAUAUUAUAAACCCAUUGGAUAUUGACCCUUAUUAACCCGGUUAAUGUUUUGUUUGCUGUGGAUAGGACAUUUGUUUACAAGAUAACAAGACCUGUAUACCAGAGUGUAACAUUUUGAUAUCAUUUAGUGAAAGUGUUUGACGUCAAAAUACAUUUGUGCUAAUCAUGAUGAUGCAUAUUGCCGAUGAAGGCAACUUAGAACUGUGAUUUACUAAAUACGAAAUUAAAAACUGAUUAACACAAA